GACAUUCCCUGGUCCCUGGCAGGACCAAGCAGUGUGCGCGCUGCGGGUAACCGGGGAAACGAGGCAGCGAGCGCCGGAGGCUUGGGAUGUCGGGGGGUGGGGGGAACCGGAGCUGACAGCGGUUGUGUUCCCGGGACAGAGACACAGGUGCCAGAGACGUCCUUGGGGUAGAGAUUUUUCAGCAUGGCAUUUUAAGGAAAACUUUAUCAUUGCCAUCAGCUUCAUUAAGAAGUACUUUUUCAAGAUGAUUGGAAAACUAAAGCAAAACCUGCUCCUGGCCUGUCUUGUUAUAAGUUCAGUGACUGUAUUCUAUUUAGGGCAGCAUGCAAUGGAGUGUCAUCAUCGCAUAGAGGAACGCAGUCAGCCUGUUAAAACUGAGAUUGCAAAGACAACAUUAAGAACUGAUAUCAAAGGAAAUUCUAGCAUUACAUAUGAUAAGGACAUGCCAUUGAUAUUUAUUGGAGGAGUGCCUAGGAGUGGAACAACACUAAUGCGUGCCAUGCUGGAUGCCCACCCAGAGGUGCGUUGUGGAGAAGAAACAAGGGUUAUCCCUCGCAUUUUGGCAGUCAAACAAAUGUGGGCACGAUCAAGCAAGGAAAAAAUAAGGUUAGAUGAAGCAGGUGUUACGGACGAAGUGCUAGAUUCAGCCAUGCAGGCAUUUUUAUUGGAAAUCAUAGUGAAACAUGGAGAACCAGCCCCUUAUCUUUGUAAUAAAGAUCCAUUUGCUUUAAAGUCAUUAACUUAUUUAGCCAAAAUAUUCCCCAAUGCCAAAUUUCUUCUGAUGGUAAGGGAUGGACGUGCCUCUGUACAUUCCAUGAUUUCAAGGAAAGUCACCAUAGCUGGAUUUGAUCUGAAUAGUUACCGAGAUUGCUUGACAAAGUGGAAUCGUGCUAUUGAAACCAUGUAUAAUCAAUGCAUGGAAGUGGGUUAUGACAAGUGCAUGUUAGUACAUUAUGAACAACUGGUUUUGCAUCCAGAACGCUGGAUGAGAACUCUUCUAAAGUUUCUUCAUAUACCAUGGAGUGAUGCUGUGUUGCAUCAUGAAGACAUGAUUGGCAAAGUAGGCGGUGUAUCAUUAUCUAAAGUUGAAAGAUCCACUGACCAAGUUAUCAAGCCUGUAAAUGUUGAAGCUUUGUCAAAAUGGGUUGGAAAAAUACCGGCAGAUGUAUUAAGAGAUAUGCCUGUCAUUGCACCAAUGUUAGCUAAACUGGGUUAUGACCCAUAUGCAAACCCACCCAACUAUGGAAAGCCAGAUCAGAAGGUUCUUGACAAUACAAGAAGGGUUUAUAAAGGUGAAUUUCAGCUACCAGAUUUCCUGAAAGAGGUACCUCAGACUGCAGCUGUGGAGUAGCAUUGCCGACUCUUCCACUAAGUACAGACCAUUUGGCCCUUGUGACAGACACAUGGUGCAAUUUCUUUGCUGCAAGUGGUGAAUGGUGCACAGUCGGACAUCUCUAUCCUGCAUCAUGCUAUGUCUCCCCAAUUAAUAUGGAGUCACCUGUAUGAGUAAAGGCACUUCUCAGUGGCUGGAACCACCCAUCCCCUUGCAGUGGUGUAGUACUGUAUUUACCAGCUGUGUUUUGUCUCUUUGUACAUUUUAAUAAUAACUAUCUGUAAAAAUGUUGUGCAGUCUUUGUUUAUCUCUUCUCUCCCAGAGGCCUAUCAGGUAUAGGUUUGCAGUACUUAAGAAAUCUCUGUUUCAGAACUGCAAAUAAUUGGAUUCAAAUACACUUUUAAGAUGUGUGGAGAUAUAUAUAUAUAUAUAUAUAUCUAGCUCUUGUGAGGCUGUGAACAGAUGUAUAUAUCAGACACACACACAGUAAAUAACAGUUUUCACCAGCAGUGACUAUGUAGCUAAAUACUGACCUGCAGUACUUAUUAAUCUACUCAGCAUUAUUCACCUAAAACCAGUAUACUAUUCACUCAGUCACCAACCAUAGCAGUGUAAGGCUGAGCUAUGAAACAAUCAACUUCUAUUAGAAAAUAAAAAUUGUGUGCUGAGUUACUUAUGGCAGUUAUACAGAAGCACAGUAUGAGACUGUGUUAAAAAUGUAUGUAACCAGAAUUCUAGUAGAAUACAUUUUCCAGUAUAAUGCAUUUAUGGGUUUUCCUGAGGAACUGAUUGCAUAUAAAUAAGGAUAAAAUUCUAUUUUUAUUUAUUAAUAUUACACAGAUAACAGCAGAGACUAUAACAAUUCUCAAAUAACUGAAACAUAAUUAUUUUUUAGAAGCAUCAAACUGGGGAUUAUUUUGAUUAAGAAUAAUUGCCCAUCAGUGGCUUCCAGUUAUUUUGCAUAUAGUGAGAAUUUAUAGAGGCUCUGCUUAUACAUCAGGCGCUGCUGUGCAGUGCUGUACAGUGCCACGCAUCUUCAAUUUAACAAUCCUUGAAAUUGUGCUUGGAAGAAUUAUUAGGGGUUUUAUAAGAACAAGGAGGUAACAUAACUGAAAUAGUCCUAAGAGGUAGUAGAAGAUCACUAAAGAAUUGAUUGUGGAAAAAAAAGAUUUCUUUUUAAUUAUUUAAUAACAUUUUCCAAAGAAACUGCGGGGGUCAUAAUUUUAAGAAAAUCAUGUACAUUUACAAUUUUAAUGACUUUUUGUAUUUUAUUUUUCAAAAUAAAAACUUUAAAUGUUA
Molecule: messenger RNA, 2632 nt
Organism: Xenopus tropicalis (tropical clawed frog)
Lineage: Eukaryota; Metazoa; Chordata; Amphibia; Anura; Pipidae
Gene: tpst1
Product: tyrosylprotein sulfotransferase 1
Exons: 6
Coding region: 245-1351 (368 amino acids)
Cellular component (GO): Golgi membrane
Molecular function (GO): protein-tyrosine sulfotransferase activity
Source: RefSeq, a predicted model, not a curated record